UCUCUUUCCUCACCACCACCAGCUCCCCCAAUCAGCAAAAAUGACCACCUCCCUCGACUACCUCAAACAGACCGGCACCGUCGUCGUCUCCGACUCUGGCGACUUCGAGUCCAUCGACGCCUACAAGCCCCAGGAUGCCACGACUAACCCGUCGCUCAUCCUCGCCGCUGCCAACAAGCCCGAGUAUGCUCGCCUCGUCGACGCUGCCAUCGCCCACGGCAAGUCCAAGGGCGGCAGCCUUGAUGACCAAGCCAACGCUGCCAUGGACCGACUCCUCGUCGAGUUCGGCAAGGAGAUCCUCAAGAUCAUCCCCGGCCGUGUCUCGACCGAGGUCGACGCCCGUCUCUCCUUCGACAAGGAGGGCACCAAGGCCAAGGCCCGGGAGCUCAUCAAGAUCUACGAGUCCGUUGGCAUUAAGAAGGAGCGCAUUCUGAUCAAGAUCGCCUCCACCUGGGAAGGCAUCCAGGCUGCCCGCGAGCUCGAGCGGGAUGAGGGCAUCCACUGCAACCUCACCCUCCUCUUCGGCUUUGGCCAGGCUGUUGCCUGCGCCGAGGCUGGUGUCACCCUCAUCUCGCCCUUCGUCGGCCGUAUCCUCGAUUGGUAUAAGAAGUCGACAGGCAAGAACUACGAGGGCGACGAGGAUCCCGGUGUCCAGUCCGUCAAGCGCAUCUUCAACUACUACAAGCAGUACGGCUACAAGACCAUCGUCAUGGGUGCCUCUUUCCGUAACACUGGCGAGAUCAAGGCCCUCGCCGGCGUCGACUUCCUCACCAUUGCGCCCGCCCUCCUCGAGGAGCUCCGCAACUCGACCGACCAGGUCCCCAAGAAGCUCGACGCACACGGCUCGUUCCAGCAGGAGCCCAAGGUCACGUUCAUCGACAACGAGCCUGAGUUCCGCUGGGAGCUUCUGCAGGACCAGAUGGCGUUCGACAAGCUCCACGAGGGCAUCAAGAAGUUCGCCGAGGACGGCCAGACGCUCACCAAGGUCCUCAAGGAGAAGAUCUCCAAGGCCUGAGCGCGCGGCUGGGACCCUGGGUACGAUAGGCGUGACGAGAUGAAAAAGGAGUGUUUGUUUGUAUAUUAGGUGUAAAACCGGUUCAUAGACUUUCUGCAAUCCUUUUUGCGCUAAUCCAUGCAUGUUUGUAUUUGACGAAUCCGUUGUUCC
Messenger RNA from Coniophora puteana RWD-64-598 SS2, 1165 nucleotides. RefSeq names its product transaldolase. The transcript is spliced from 6 exons. The record is from RefSeq and is a predicted model, not a curated record. Gene Ontology annotation, cellular component: intracellular anatomical structure; cytoplasm. Gene Ontology annotation, biological process: pentose-phosphate shunt; pentose-phosphate shunt, non-oxidative branch; carbohydrate metabolic process. Gene Ontology annotation, molecular function: transaldolase activity. The coding region runs from base 41 to 1015 and encodes 324 amino acids. Lineage: Eukaryota; Fungi; Basidiomycota; Agaricomycetes; Boletales; Coniophoraceae.